UCCAGUUUCUCGCGGUCUCAUCGACUCCUCGCUUCCUUCUUCUCUUCGAACUCUCUACUGUUCCUUCCUCUCUUCUCUUGCUCACUGAAAAUUAGGGUUUAGGGUUUUUGAUUUUCGUUGUCUAUUAGGAUCUUCUCCCCCCACCCUACUCCGUUUCAUGGCGUUGAAUUUUCCAUUUAUGUGAGAUUUUGAUCCACAAUCGGAGUAGUUCUUCCGGCUAUGGCGGCGGCUAAUGCUCCACCUGAACUGGCUUCAGGAAACCCUUGCUGCCUCGCGUGGCAAGGGAAGUACAUGGGAAUGAGGAAGAGGCGGGAUGCUUUUAAAGAAGCGGUAACUCUUCUCCAGAAGGCCAUAGCAGAUGCUAAUGCUGAAAAAUCUAAGCUCGAGAAAAAACUUGGAGAGAUGGCGGCUGACAGAGACACUAAGGAAAAUGAUUCAACGGUAAGAGCAGCACUGGAGAAAGAAAUUUCUGGUUUGAAGUCUGAGAUAUUGUCUUUGCAACAAAAACUGGAGCAGAACCUUAAAGAAACAAAGCUUCUUCAGCAUCAAGCUUCCAGUCGAGGAAAGGAGAUCAAUGAACUGAAGGAACUCCUUAAGAAAGAAACAUUAAGGGCAGAUAAUUCUGAAGAAGAGCGGGAACACGCUUUUAAGGAACUGAACAAGGCAAAGGCUCUGGUAGUAAAAGAUGAGGAGACCAAGCCACUUGUUCCUGAAGUAAAAAAAGAAAUUAGUCUGGUUAAAAAUCUUCUUGCAAGCGAGAGGCAGAAGACAGAGUCAGAAAGGAAGAAAGCAGAAUCAGAGAAAAAGAAAGCUGAUCAGUAUCUUUCUGAGUUGGAGAUGUUAAGAACUACAGCUCAUAAGACUUCUGAUUUACUUACUUUGACCUCCAAUCUGGAGACUGUAAAAAAGCAACUUGAGUUUGAAAAACAAAAGGCACUGAAAGAGAAAAAACGUGCAGAUAUGGAGAGUGCAAAAGCUAGGGAACAGAUGAAGCUUGCGGAAGGUUUUUCUAAAAAAUUUGAAACUGUUAGAGCAAGAAAUGAAGAGCUUACGAAAGAAAUGGAAUCGGAAAGCGCUAGUAGCAAAGUAAAGUUAGCUGAAAACUCGGUAAAACUGGAAGAGAAGAUAAGGCUCCUUGAGAUGCAUAAGAAAUCAGCCUUGGACUGGAAAUCUCGUGUUGAUGAUCUGACUCAGCAGUUACAAGAAACACGAUUAGUGACUGAAGGUUUAAAGAAGCAAGUGCAGGAGCUAUCACCUUCCCAGGAAUCCAUCAAGACUCACUCUAUUUCCCCUCAGAAAGUCAGAGAUCUGGAAAAGGCUAAACGCAAGCUUUUGAAGAAACAGCUGAAGUUUGAGAGAAAUUGUGCAAAACACUCCAAUAAAGUGGCUAAAUUUGAAAAAUUUCAAAGGGAAUUUCAGGCCAAAGAGCUAGGUCAGUUAAAACUGGAGUUUGGUAGUCUUGCAAAUCGCAUGAACCUACUGGAUGAGUAUUUUUCAACAGACGUUGAAGGUACAGCUGGCCUUAAAAAGGCUUCAGGAAGCAGGGAACUGGUGAAGCUACAAUCACAGAAGAACUGUAAUGGUGAAAAGCAUUGUGACGGACGACGCAAUUUGGUUGCCACCUCUGGUUUUCUGGAGCAGGCUCGCAAGUUUUCUGCUCACUUAACUGCUAAAUCUGGACGAGGCGUGAGUGAGUCUGUCUCAGGUACUAUUUCUCAAUUAGAGUCUCCGACUGGAGGCUCUAGAAAAUUACAGAGUUCUGGAGUAAUUUCCAGCGCAACAUCUUUUUCUGAUGGGCAGUUACUGGCCUCACAGGGAAAAGAGCAGUUCUCUCUUACAACUUCAGCAGAAAUAGCAAAAGAUAAACCGAAUGUCCAACCAACAAAAUCAAUUAUGUUCCAGAAAAUCUCCGACACAACUAAAAAUGGGAAUCUCUGUUUGGUGGCUGAAAAAUAUCGUCAAAGAUGUCGGACAGAUAGUGAUGAGGUAGUUGAUGAGAACUCCCGGAAAAGAAAAAGAUUGUUAGAGGCAGUUGUGUCUCGUAAGCAUCUCUCAUCUGAUGAUAAAAAGAAAAAUUCGCAGAUUGGAGAGAAGAUGGGCACAGUGCAGUCCAUGGUUGCUGGAACCGGGUAUAGGCCUCUAGGAAAAGAAGGAACCUUGGUCCCUGAUAGGCAAGGUGGCUCCUCCGCAGAUGGCAUUACAGUUUCCAAGAAAAGAAGGGUUUCUUCUAAGAAGAAGACUAAUUUUUUUGAGUUUAACCAGUCAGACAAGAUUCCAGGUAAUAAUGCUGGAAAAACUAUGUGCCUCUCUACUGCUAAAGGACAUGAGGCGACAACAUUAUUUCCGGAGGACGUUGCUGUUACAGAUUAUAUGAAGUUGCUAGAGUUGGAUAAUUUGGAAGAAGAGAGUUAUUACCAGAUGGCCAGAGAAUCGCUUCUUUCUCCUGAUCUUCCUCAGGUAGAUUUUUUGGGUGGCGAGAUCGUGAAUGAGGACAAAAAUCCUGCCAGGGCUCUUGACUUGACUGCCAGUAAUAACAUGGGUUUACGUGAGACCAUAAUUUCUAGUGAAACUCCCAGUCUCAACACUCCGAAUGAUUUAGUGACAGUCACAAUGCCACCCAUGUUGACAACUUUGCAUAGUCAUAUUCUUCAACACGUUGUUGUGUUUUCAAAUAUUGAAGACCGGAACAGUAUCAUCAAAAUAUUCCAUGCUGCAAAAAAUUGUGCUCACCAAUGUCCGGCAGUUACUACAACACAGUGGGCAGUGCCAGCAAUUCUAUCCUCUUUAAAAAUGGAAGAAAACCUUUUGGCCCAGGAAAGGGUUUGUGUGUUCCUCUCGUUGCUACUCCAUAACUUCUCUGUGGUUUCCUCAAUGAAAAUGGGGAACACUUUGAAUGUUGAUUCUUUCUCCUGCAUGGAUUCUUUUUCAAAACAUAUACAUGGUGUUAUGGCUGAUAUUGAAGCUGGAAUUAUGCUGUCUGAAUUUUCGGAAGAACUCCUUGCUCUCCUUCAGGACCUCCUUUCCGAGCAGAGGGUACUAUCUUCUGUUAAAUCAUCAGAAACAUCUGAUUCUGAUCUAAGCAUUCCUGUCACCUUCAAUGGAGAAUAUAUGGCUCUCGUCAGCAAAAUCGCUCCAAAUGAGCAUUUGGUGGCUGGAAGUACUGUUUUGGCGGCAAUAUGUACUGCACUGGAUCGUACUGGAUGUAUCUGGGAAGCUUCCUUUGAAAUCUUGCACAAGCACAGUCGUGAGAACUCCUCAGUGCUACUGACCAUUCUUCACGUUUUUGCUUACAUUGCUGGAGAUAAAAUGGUGUCCUCUACUGAGUAUGACCUAUCAAUUGAAGUGUUGAAAUCCAUUGUCAUGUUUCUAGAGAACAGACAGAUUGGUACUGUGGAUGCAAAUGCUAAGUUGCACUCAGGCAAGAACAAGUGUCUAUUCUCAGACAGGUCUUCCUCGUUGGAGGCUAUGGCAUAUAAGCUCAUGGAAAUUCUUCAGGAGUUUGCGCAGUCUAAUACGUUGCAUCAAAGCUUGAAGGAAUUUAGCCCAGCACACAAAGACUUCCAGUGCGUAUUGACCAGGGAUCAAAGUAUUAAUCUCUGUGACAUUCUGUCAUUGGUGGAGCUUAUUGCUUGUUACACGGCAUGGGACUGGACUAGGGCGAACAUUGUUGCUCCACUGCUUAAGAUGCUUGGAAUGCCAUUGCCAAUGAACCUCUCUGUUGCAAUCGUCUCUCUUCUCGGGCAACUUAGCAGUAUUGGAGUGGAUGCUGGUGGCUAUGAAAAUGAAGGAAUCUCAAACUUGAGAGUGAAACUGUCAGCAUUUUUACAGUGUGAGACGACACUAAAGGCCGGUUUUGCAGUCCAGAUAGCAACUGUGAGCUCCCUCCUGAAGACACUUCAACUGGAUUUGCCAAUAGCCUUUCAAGGCAAAACCACAAUCCUUCCUUGUUCUCACGACCAAAGCUCAUCUGGUUCUGUCAAUCUGGUUACCAAGUGGUUCUCUUUGUUGAGCGAAGAACAACAAGUUUUUGCAUCCGAGUUUUUACAAAACCUUUGUUGAUAGAUGGUUCCUCAGUCCAAAAAGUCAUCAAAAGCAGUAAAAUUUUUGGAUAUGUCUCUUACUGUUUGAUUCUUCAUUGACUGAUUCCCUUGGUUCUAGGAUGCAGAUAUGAAUGAAGAAGAUUGUAUUGUGUUGCCAAAUUUUGUAUGUCUUGUGGUGACACUCGUACAAACUACUUAUGUACUAAAAUGUAGUUCUAUA
Molecule: messenger RNA, 4260 nt
Organism: Camelina sativa (false flax)
Lineage: Eukaryota; Viridiplantae; Streptophyta; Magnoliopsida; Brassicales; Brassicaceae
Source: RefSeq, a predicted model, not a curated record